UUACGGAUGCACAAUCAAAGCAUUUGUAAAAACAAUACUCAUUCGCAUUUCGAUCGGGUUCGUGGUCCCGUGUAGAGAAGAUUUUGAAUUAUAGGUGUCCAUUCUACCGGAGAAUCGUGUGCAAUCUUGUCAUAAUAAUAAGCCAUGGAGUGUUUGUCGUUACCGUGGUAGUUUUGUGAAUUCGAAUAAAACUGUUAUCGUGUCUUCUCAAAAGUCUGCGGUCGCAAACUUGUUCCAGGGUGUAAAGCCGUGUAAUUGCGUGGUAGUGAAUUGAGCAGAACUAUUUCUGAUUGUAAGGAAGACUCGGGCUGGCACAAUGCAGCCGCUUCAAUAUUGUCCGACCAACGUGUCGAUGUCGGUGGUUUGGUUCAACCACGGCAUCUCACAAUGCUUUCUGGACACGGUAUCAUCUGCCACAAUCGGUGGCUUUCUGCUGCUGUUUGGUACUAUACAGCUGAUAAUGUACCGCCGCUAUGGAACGGAAAUCAAUCCCACACAAAUUGGACGUUCUAAAAUGUACAAUUUUCAGCUGGUUUUGUUAGUGCUUCUACCGCUUCUAGCACUGGUGCGAUUUAUAUUGGAAGGGUUCGUGUUUGAAGACGCUCAAGUGUAUGGAUUUAUGAUCCUUUCCCUGUGCGUUACCUUGUUUAUGUACCCGUAUUCGAUAUUAUUGCUGGUGAAGGAACGUUACUAUUUAUUGCCUUCGUUACCAACUCGUGGGCAUGGUCUAGUGCUGCUACUAUUUUGGACCUUGCUGUUCAUCGCCCAAAAUGUACUGUUUGUAAAUCUAAACUACGAAAAGGCUUGGUUUCAUUUGACUUCGACAAAAGAUAAGGUAGAGUUUGCCCUGUUUGUUCUGCGCUACACAGCCACUCUUUUCAUCUUCGUGAUUGGUCUGAAAGCACCGGCUAUAACGUCGACCUGGUUAGGUGAUGAUUACCAGAAUUUGACUCCGCAGGAUCAGGAAAAUCAGUCCACCUUCAGAGGAGCAUGGAAUAAGAUGCGAAGGUUGAUGCCAUUUUUGUGGCCAAAGAAAGAUGUCUUGCUGCAAUUUAGAGUGCUGUUUUGCUUUGGCUUGUUGUUGUCCGGUCGUGUAAUCAACUUGUACGUACCGAUUUACAAUAAAAAGAUUGUUAAUAGUUUGUCCGAUCAACCGAUCGAUUUCCGCUGGGACUGGAUUCUGCUGUACGUUGGGUUCAAGUUUCUACAGGGCGGCGGAACCGGCUCGAUGGGUUUGCUGAACAAUUUGCGCAGUUUCCUGUGGAUACGUAUUCAGCAGUACACCACUCGGGAGAUUGAGGUGGAACUUUUCCGGCACCUGCACAGUUUGUCCUUGCGGUGGCAUCUGAAUCGGAAAACCGGCGAAGUAUUGCGUGUAAUGGAUCGUGGUACCGACAGCAUUAACAAUUUGCUCAACUAUAUACUGUUCUCGAUUGCACCGACCAUUGUGGACAUCCUGAUUGCGGUUGCGUUCUUUAUCGUCGCCUUCAACUGGUGGUUCGGAUUGAUCGUGUUUAUUACAAUGGCGCUAUAUGUUGUUGCUACUAUCAUGGUUACGGAGUGGCGUACCAAAUUCCAGCGACGCAUGAACUUAGCCGAUAACGAGCAGAAGGCUCGCAGUGUCGAUUCGCUGUUGAACUUCGAAACGGUCAAGUACUACGGUGCCGAACAGUAUGAGGUGGACUGUUACCGGGAGGCUAUUUUGAAAUUUCAAGCUGAGGAGUGGCGUUCAUCAAUCACGCUCAAUAUAUUGAACACAAUGCAAAACGUCAUCGUUUGUAGUGGUUUAUUGGCUGGAUCAUUGCUGUGUGCUUACAUUGUGGUGCACGAGGAAGGCCUCACUGUUGGUGACUAUGUUUUGUUCGCUAGUUACAUCAUUCAGCUGUACGUGCCACUUAACUGGUUCGGGACUUUCUACCGGGCGAUCCAAAAGAACUUCGUCGAUAUGGAGAACAUGUUCGACUUAAUGCAUGAGGAACAGGAAGUGAUCGACGCACCGGGAGCCGGCGAACUAGCCGUAAUCCGUGGUGGAUCCAUUGACUUUUCUAACGUUACCUUUGGAUAUACGCCGGAGCGAUUCGUUUUGCGCAAUGUAAGCUUUACGGUUCCAGCUGGUAAAACCAUAGCUAUCGUAGGACCAUCCGGUGCUGGUAAAAGCACAAUUAUGCGACUGCUAUUCCGCUUCUACGAUGUCGAAAGUGGUUCAAUUUCAAUCGACGGUCAAAACAUCAAGACAGUCAGGCAAGCUUCACUACGGAAGGCUAUCGGUGUUGUACCCCAAGACACGGUACUGUUCAAUAACACCAUAAAAUACAAUAUUCAGUACGGUCGAGUGGAUGCUCCGGAAGUGGAUGUCCUAUUAGCUGCGAAAAGCGCAGACAUUCACGAAAAGAUUCUCACGUUCCCCGAGAAGUACGACACUCAAGUCGGUGAACGUGGUCUCCGAUUGAGCGGUGGCGAAAAGCAACGAGUUGCAAUUGCUCGAACUAUCCUCAAGUCACCGUUCAUAGUAUUGCUGGAUGAAGCGACCAGCGCACUAGAUACUCAAACAGAGCGAAAUAUCCAAUCGGCACUCGCCAAGGUAUGUGCUAAUCGGACGACCCUGAUAAUUGCCCAUAGACUUUCGACGAUUAUCCAUGCGGACAAUAUUCUCGUUCUGAAGGACGGUGCUAUUGUUGAGUAUGGCCGUCAUGAGUCGCUACUAGAGAAACAAGGUGUAUACGCCGAUAUGUGGAAUCAGCAGUUAAAAAAUCUGGAAGCGGGUAAUGGUCAACCGGUACAACCAGCUUUGACCAAUGGUGGUCCUGCGGCGAACAAUGCACCGCCAGCGGCUUACCAUGGUCAUCAUCAUCACCAUUAGAAGACUGUAAAAUCACGGUAUUGAGUGUCGAUUUAUUUUAUUGAUGACACGUAUGUAAUACCUAAUUAAGGUUUACAUACUUUCUAAUGAGGUACCUUUUAAAGGUCGCUUUGUUGAUGCGGAGCAAUUUUUAACUAUUCUGUUACGGUUCACUGUGUAAUUUAGGAAAUGGUUUGGACAGCUGAAGGUGAUUAUGACCUGACAGUAUAGCUAAACGUGUGAUGUAUAAACCAAGGACGGGGAGUCAAAAUUCAGCUAUUUUGUAGUAACUUUACUACUUACCUACUAGUUAACUUAAUAGAUACAUUACUUUGUUCAUUUAACUAAAAAUGUGAAUAGUACAUGAACUAAG
Molecule: messenger RNA, 3212 nt
Organism: Sabethes cyaneus
Lineage: Eukaryota; Metazoa; Arthropoda; Insecta; Diptera; Culicidae
Gene: Hmt-1
Product: ATP-binding cassette sub-family B member 6
Exons: 5
Coding region: 317-2860 (847 amino acids)
Biological process (GO): heme transport; transmembrane transport
Cellular component (GO): membrane
Molecular function (GO): ATP hydrolysis activity; ABC-type heme transporter activity; ATP binding
Source: RefSeq, a predicted model, not a curated record